Molecule: messenger RNA, 366 nt
Organism: Capronia coronata CBS 617.96
Lineage: Eukaryota; Fungi; Ascomycota; Eurotiomycetes; Chaetothyriales; Herpotrichiellaceae
Exons: 2
Coding region: 1-366 (121 amino acids)
Source: RefSeq, a predicted model, not a curated record
AUGGCCUCAAAACCGGCGUUGGAAUACUUCCCCAGGGUGCAAAAGGAAUUCAAGCCUCCUUUGAUCGCCAACGAGAACGCCUUCCUCGGCGAUGUCGUGAGCAGCGAUAAGAUUGACCCCGAGAAGCCCAUCAGCUGUGGCAUCUACCGACUCGAGAAGGGCACUCCCCUCGUCUACCCCUACACCUACCAUGAAAUGAAGAUCAUUCUGGAGGGCGAGUUUGACAUCAGUGACGAGACUGGUCAAUCUGUACACGGUGUUCCCGGCGAUGUCUUCUAUUUCCCCAAGGGCAGUGUCAUCACCUUCACGACCAACUCCUACGGCCUGGCCUUCUACACUGGUCAACGUGUAAACGAUAAAGCUUAA